Molecule: messenger RNA, 1575 nt
Organism: Pygocentrus nattereri (red-bellied piranha)
Lineage: Eukaryota; Metazoa; Chordata; Actinopteri; Characiformes; Serrasalmidae
Product: B-cell receptor CD22-like
Exons: 8
Coding region: 1-1575 (524 amino acids)
Source: RefSeq, a predicted model, not a curated record
AUGGAAAUUAAGUGUUUUGUUGUGUAUAUAAUCAUACAGGCUGAACUGCUGAUCUCACUCAGAAUGUCUCUGACUGUUUCUCUGCUGUUUCUGACCUUCAUCUCUGGAGUUGUUGCUCAGGAUGGGUGGGCUGUGAAUUACAGCCCUAAAUCUAUCUGCGCUCUAAAGGGGUCAGAAGUGAUCAUAGGCUGCACUUACACAUAUUCAAGGGGUCAGUCAGUCCAAAACAUUUUGUGGACCAAAUACUGGAUUACAGAUGUACAACCUCCUGAUCUUUUUGGUGAUCCAGAGUACAGAGGCAGAGUUCAGUUCCUCGGAGAUAAAUUCAGCGACUGUACUCUCAAACUGAGGGAUGUGAGAGAAAAGGACCAAAGUAAAUACUACUUCAGAUUCAUAACACACAGAUCUAGAGGAAAGUAUCAAGGUGCAGGUGGAGUUGAUCUUUCAGUCACAGAUAUCCAGGUGGAGGUUCCUGAGAGAGUGAUAGAGGGAGAUAACAUCACUCUCACAUGUAAAACCAGCUGCAGUCUGACAGUCAGACCAACAUUCACCUGGUACAGAGAUGGACAUCCUUUAUCCUCCAGUACUGACCAGCUCCAGCUGCAGCCAGUCAGCAGGGAGGAUGCAGGCAGGUAUCACUGUGCCGUACUGGGUCAGAACCUUGGGUCUCCUCAGGUCAUUCUUAAUGUCAUGUAUGGCCCGAAGAGCGUCUCAGUGUCCGUCAGUCCCUCUGGUGAAAUAGUGGAGGGCAGUUCAGUGAAUCUGACCUGCAGCAGUGAUGCAAACCCAUCUGUGCAGAACUACACCUGGUUUAAGAAGCUUGACCAUGGAGUUUUGCAGAAAUCAACAUGUCAGAUCUACAGCAUCUCAAACAUCAGCUCUUUUUUUUUUUACAGUUUUAUAUGCUCUACAACCGUUCUGUAUUUUCUAGAUGCUCCAAAGAAAGCCCUGGUGUCCAUCAAUGAAACAGCAGAGAGCAGUUCAGAUACUCUGACCUGCAGCAGUGAUGCAAACCCACCUGUGCAGAACUACACCUGGUUUAAAGAAGGUGGAAGCUCACCUAUAGGAUCUGGACACAGUUACAGGGCUCUACAGAGAGGAUCCUACUACUGUGUGGCUCAGAAUGAACACGGAUCUCAGAAAUCAGCUGCAGUGACCUUCACUGUAAAAGGUAUUAAGAGUGUAGUUCUGUUUGCUGUUGUUGGAGUCCUUGCCGGAUGUGGAUGUUUAUUUGUUAUCAUUGCUGUUUUGUGUGUAAGGAAAAAGAGACAAGGAGAUUCAGCUAAUGCAUCAGAACGAAGACAGAAAAAUCUCUACAACAGUGUGACCGUAAGAUCUACAACCAAUGAUGCAACAACUGAUCCAGAUCCAUCCAGUCAGGAUGUUCACUAUUCCAGUGUUUUGCCCCUUAGAGUCAGACACCUCAGGAAUGCUGAGAGCUCUGUAGUGACAGCUUCUGCCUUUGGGGCUGAUGAGAAGGUUCAAUAUGCCGAUACCACUGCGGUGGACAGGUCUAAAGGCGAUGUUCAGUAUGCUAGUGUAAGAUUUACUCACAGGGUUGCUACCAACAGUUGA